GGGAGAGAAAAAUGGCAGUGCCCACGUUGCUGCCUGGAGUGGGCAGGCUCUUUGAGAUGCCCGCAGCACUUAUGCGCAUGAGCCGAGCUUACAGCAAGCCCCAGACCUUCACGGAGGUUCUACAGCUGCCAAAACAGCAACUGACGAAGUUUGUGUUUCCAUUGCAGGAACUCCAGCGGCAUCUCAUCUCCGAAUCGACGUCCGACCUUCACCUGAAGACCUUCGACCCCAGCCUGGAGGAUAUCGCGAGGGCGGAGAGCAUCUUUACGGCCACUGCCGGGAACCGCAUCGAGUAUCUCAGUUCCGCUGUGCGUCUCGACCACGCCCCGGACCUUCCCCGCCCUGAGGUGUGUUUUAUAGGCAGAAGCAAUGUUGGAAAAUCCUCUCUAAUAAAGGCUUUAUUUUCACUGGCUCCAGAGGUUGAAGUCAGAGUCUCCAAAAAACCGGGGCACACAAAGAAAAUGAAUUUUUUUAAAGUUGGAAAAUAUUUCACAUUGGUGGACAUGCCAGGUUAUGGCUAUAGAGCACCUGAAGAUUUUGUUGAUAUGGUAGAGACCUAUCUAAAAGAACGAAAGAAUUUGAUGAGAACAUUUUUGUUAGUGGAUAGUGUUGUCGGAAUUCAAAAAGCAGACAGUAUUGCCAUAGAAAUGUGUGAAGAGCUUGCAUUACCUUAUGUGAUGGUAUUAACAAAAAUUGACAAAUCUUCAGUGGGACAUCUUUUAAAACAAGUGCUUCAGGUCCAGAAAUUUGUUAACACUAAAACACAAGGAUGUUUUCCUCAGUUGUUUCCUGUAAGUGCUGUGACCUGUUCUGGAAUUCAUCUGUUGAGAUGCUUUAUAGCAAGUAUAACAGGAAAUCUUAAGACUUAGCUGAAGACUCAAAAUUUUUUAUGCCAGCUGGACCUAAACACCUAGAAUUUCAACAUUGUUUUAAAUGUUGCAUGACUAUAAUCUGCAGAGGAUAAGUUCAGCUUUAAACCUACCUCUUCCCAAAGCAAGAAUGAUUUUUUCGCCUGACUGGGGGGCAGGUUUAUAAAUUAUUGAAUUAUGCUAUUCAUUAGAACAGAUGCUAGCAGUUUUCCCUGUUUUAACAAGCUGACAAACAAGAGUGGCAUACAGAAGUCCAUAAGGUGAAAACCUGUUCACUACUGUGUAGAGAAGAGUUUGCCAUGUUGUUUAUUGGGCUCUGUCUUUUAAAAAAAUGUCUAUUAUGUAUAUUUUUAAAUAUUAAAAUAGAAGAGGGGAAAAAGGAGUAACGUUUCUGUUAAGGACUGAUAGGUGGGUUGAAGAUAAAUGUUCCUCAGCUUCUAAGAAUCUAAGACUUACGGUCCAGUCUUGAUUCUUCUUUUACUUCCACAUGACCCCGCUGAGCUAGUGAGUUUCCCUGUAUAGUAUAUGUAUGCCUAUACUGUAUCUUUUUUCUGAGUCCUUAUUUGAUUUUUUUUUUUAUUAUUCUUAAUAAAACUAGUCAGUGCAUGCUGGAAAUACCAGUAAAUUCAGUCUAGGAUCAGUCACCUUCAGCCAAAUAUGGGAUUCAGAAUCAGAAGACCAGAAUUUAAGUUCCAGUUUUAUUAUUUUUUUUAUAUGUUGGACCCUUAUUUCUUGAGUUUCAUUUGUAACUCUAACCUCACAAGCUAUGAGAUUAGAGUGGUAUAUGCAAAAAGGACAUCUGCAUUUUCUGCAUACUUAUAAAGGGAAACCAACUCAAUAUAGCAAAAUGCACAGGUAGAUUUAUCACAAAAAAUAUCAUGUCAUGAAGGAAGUAACAUUUUCUUUAAUGAAAGAAA
Molecule: messenger RNA, 1786 nt
Organism: Pteronotus mesoamericanus
Lineage: Eukaryota; Metazoa; Chordata; Mammalia; Chiroptera; Mormoopidae
Gene: GTPBP8
Product: GTP binding protein 8 (putative)
Exons: 6
Coding region: 12-869 (285 amino acids)
Cellular component (GO): mitochondrion
Molecular function (GO): GTP binding
Source: RefSeq, a predicted model, not a curated record